GUCAAUCUGCUUGAUCCUCAGAAGCGAAAGUGGCUGGCAUGUGCCGAUCGAGAUGGUGCAUUACAACCCACUAAUCACACAAGCGUCCGUCUCUUGCGCUAGAUCUUGUAAUCUUGGCAAUCUAAUAAUAGGGCCCGCGUACAGCGUUUUAUCUAUCGGCAUCGGCGCUACGGGAAUAUCCAGGUUCAGGGUGCUGGUAAGUGGUACUAAGAUGGGUGCACGAUAUGGGGUGAGGCUCGGGCUGUAAGUGAUUGAUUUUCCUUGAUGUCAUCUUUACUGUACUGCUAUCAGGUAUCUUCCUGUAUCUGUUCUGUUCUCUUUGUUUAAGUUCAGCGCUAUAAAAUAUCACUAU
Molecule: messenger RNA, 352 nt
Organism: Trichoderma asperellum CBS 433.97
Lineage: Eukaryota; Fungi; Ascomycota; Sordariomycetes; Hypocreales; Hypocreaceae
Source: RefSeq, a predicted model, not a curated record